CUAAACUCCAAAACCCACAAAGUACAAGUAAAGUAAUAAAGAGAAAGUAAAAUGGGUCGAACCUCAUCUAUUGUCUCUUUCUCUUUGACACUAUUGAUCCUCUUCCAUGGCUACACAGCUCAACAAUGGCCCAAUGAGUGCCAGCUCGAUCAACUUAAUGCGCUCGAACCGUCUCAAGUAAUCCAGAGCGAGGGUGGUCGCAUCGAGGUCUGGGAUCACCAUGCACCUCAGCUCCGUUGCUCCGGUUUCGCAUUUGAGCGUUUCGUCAUUGAGCCUCAGGGUCUUUACUUGCCCACUUUCAUGAACGCCGGCAAACUUACGUUUGUUGUUCACGGAACGGGUCUAAUGGGAAGAGUGAUUCCGGGAUGCGCCGAGACAUUCAUUGAAUCACCGGUGUUUGGAGAAAGUCAAGGCCAGGGUCAGAGUCAAGGGUUCCGUGACAUGCACCAGAAAGUAGAGCACCUACGGUGCGGNGACAAGCGAACAAUUCCAGUGGAUCGAAUUCAAGACAAACGAAAACGCACAAGUCAACUCACUCGCGGGUCAUCUCUCCCNCUCUACAACAACGGAAAUGAGCCUCUCAUUCUUGUUGCAGCUGCCGAUCUCGCCAACAACCAGAACCAGCUUGACCGCAACCUUAGACCAGUCUUGAUAGCCGGAAACAACCCACAAGGGCAGGAAUGGCUACAAGGCCGACAGCAACAGAAACAAAACAACAUCUUUACUGGUUUCGCACCUGAGAUCUUGGCUCAAGCGUUCAAGAUCAAUGUUGAGACGGCUCAGCAGCUCCAGAGCCACCAAGAUAACCGUGGCAACAUUGUCAAGGUCAAAGGUCCUUUCGGCGUCAUUAGGCCACCCUUGAGACGCGGCCAAGGCGGCCAGCAACCACAGGAAAAAGCUAACGGUUUAGAGGAGACUUUGUGCACAAUGCGAUGUACCGAAAACCUCGAUGACCCGUCGGAUGCUGACGUGUACAAGCCAUCACUCGGAUACAUUAGCACACUUAACAGCUACAAUCUUCCUAUCCUCAGGCUUCUCCGCCUUAGCGCUCUUCGUGGCUCCAUCCGUAACAAUGCUAUGGUGCUACCCCAGUGGAACGUAAACGCAAACUCGGCACUUUACGUAACAAACGGGAAGGCUCAUAUACAAAUGGUGAACGAUAAUGGAGACAGAGUGUUCGACCAAGAGAUCUCAAACGGACAGUUGCUUGUCGUGCCACAAGGCUUCUCGGUCAUGAAACGUGCGACAAGCGAACAAUUCCAGUGGAUCGAAUUCAAGACAAACGAAAACGCACAAGUCAACUCACUCGCGGGUCGUACCUCAGUCAUGACAGGUUUGCCACUUGAGGUUAUAACCAAUGGGUUUCAGAUCUCUCCCCAAGAUGCUAAACGGGUUAAGUUUAGCACGAUGGAGACCACAUUGACUCACAGCAGUGGUCCGAUGAGCUAUGGAAGGCCUAGGGUUUGAGGCUUGAUGAGCUCGUGGUGGAAUAGCGUUUGAAUCUACAGUUCGGUUUGUAAUAAUAAGAAUAAUAAU
Messenger RNA from Camelina sativa (false flax), 1536 nucleotides. The record is from RefSeq and is a predicted model, not a curated record. Lineage: Eukaryota; Viridiplantae; Streptophyta; Magnoliopsida; Brassicales; Brassicaceae.